AUGGCCCUCAAAAAUCUAAAGCAGCUGAAGCGAGAACAGGUGGAAAGAGCUCUGGAUAGAUCUAGAGUAGCUGUUCCCAAAGCUUUAUUCACCUACCACCUUCUUAGAGAAUUGUUCGAAUUAAAUGUGUUCAUACAUUUCCUUAACCUGUUUUUCCUUACAUGGUUUUUGUCCAUCAUUCAGGAUGAGUUUAGAACCGGAAAGAUUAAUUUAGACAAGACAUUGAAAUUACUUAUUAAGCUAAACAUCCCUUUUGAUUAUGUUCAUGUAAAAUAUGUUUUUAAGAAAACAAGUAAUCAGCCGAAGACUGGAACUAUUACUAUAGAAGAAUUCAGGGCAAUUUAUCGAACCCUUGCACACAGAAGUGAAAUACAUGAACUUUUCUGCAGUUAUUCUCCGAACCGCAAAAUUCUACCUGAAAUAAACCUGAUUGAGUUUCUCAGAAAAGAACAAUUUGUAAUUGAUGCUGAUGAAGCAAUUGCCUCUGAACUUAUUGCAAAGUAUGAACCCAUUGAAGAAGUGCAGAGAAAAAAACAGAUGUCGUUUGAAGGAUUUUUAAGAUACAUGAACUCAAAAGACUGUUUGAUAUAUAAAAGAGAACACACAAUUGUUUACCAAAAUAUGAGCCACCCAUUACGUGAUUAUUUUAUUUCGUCUUCCCAUAACACCUACCUCAUAUCUGACCAACUAAUAGGGCCAAGUCACCUUUGGGGUUAUUCAAGUGCUCUGAUGAAAGGAUGUCGUUGUUUGGAAAUUGAUUGCUGGGAUGGACCACAAAAUGACCCUAUUGUGUAUCAUGGUCACACUUUAACAAGCAAAAUUACAUUUAGAACUGUCAUCGAGGUGAUAGAUAAGUAUGCAUUUGUGGUAUCUGACUAUCCUCUUGUACUGUCUUUGGAGAAUCACUGCAGCCCUAAGCAACAGGAAGUAAUGGCAGACUAUUUAGAAACUAUUCUAGGUGACAAACUUCUUACUACAAUAAUUGGUGAUACAUUUCCUACAGAUCUACCUUCCCCUGAGGCAUUAAAAUUCAAAAUAUUGGUAAAAAAUAAAAAAGUUGGAACACUUGAAGAAACUGUUCUCAGGAGAGGUCUUGAUAGCCAUGGUGAGAUAGGGGAAUUUGUAGAAGAGGUAGAGCAAUCUGAAGAUGAUGACGCUGAUGAAAGCACUCCCGUGCUACCAAAAUCUCCUCUGCUAAAAAGAAGAAAUGCAGUUAAGAGAUCUCCACCACCCCCUCGAAAAAAGCGAAAGGUAAAAAAGGUAAAACUGGCCAUGGAGCUCUCAGAACUUGUGAUUUAUACCAAAGCUGAAAAGUUUAAAAGUUUUGAGCAUUCAAGAGCUAAUCAGAAGUUCUAUGAAAUGAAUUCAAUUGGAGAGACUAAAGCACGAAAACUUGCCAAACAGACAGCUAAUGAAUUUGUUUUGCAUACUGCCAGAUUUAUUACAAGAAUUUAUCCCAAAGGGACUAGAGCAACCUCUUCUAAUUAUAAUCCUCAAGAAUUCUGGAAUGUAGGAUGCCAGAUGGUGGCCUUAAAUUUCCAGACACCUGGACUACAAAUGGAGCUGCAAAAUGGAAAAUUUAUGGACAACGGUUGUUGUGGCUAUCUUCUAAAACCAGAAUUCAUGAGAGAUUUUACUACGCAGUUUAAUCCAUAUAAUGUAACAGGAAACCAUAAUCCAGUAACUCUUUCAAUAAGGCUGAUUAGUGGUUAUCAGUUACCACCUAGUAACCUCUCCAGGACUAAUAAAGCUGAUCCUUUAGUCCAGAUAGAAAUUCAUGGUGUGCCAGAAGAUCAAGUGAAACAACAGACUUGUGUCAUAAAAAGCAAUGCUUUGUGCCCUAGGUGGAAUGAAACGUUUACUUUUACUGUUCAAGUUCCAGAACUGGCAUUAGUGCGCUUCUCUGUGGAAGAUCAGAUAUCGCUAGCAGCAAAUGAGUUCCUGGGCCAAUACACUUUACCACUGCUGUGCAUGAAUAAAGGUUAUCGUCAUGUUCCUCUGUUUUCCAAACUUGGUGACAGACUUGAUCCUGCAUCACUCUUUGUGUAUAUUUGGUACUAUUAA
Molecule: messenger RNA, 2064 nt
Organism: Chrysemys picta bellii (western painted turtle)
Lineage: Eukaryota; Metazoa; Chordata; Testudines; Emydidae
Source: RefSeq, a predicted model, not a curated record